Messenger RNA from Cryptomeria japonica (Japanese cedar), 748 nucleotides. RefSeq names its product oleosin-like. Gene Ontology annotation, cellular component: membrane; monolayer-surrounded lipid storage body. The record is from RefSeq and is a predicted model, not a curated record. NCBI's taxonomy places the organism in Eukaryota, Viridiplantae, Streptophyta, Pinopsida, Cupressales, Cupressaceae. Gene Ontology annotation, biological process: lipid storage. The transcript has a single exon. Bases 100 to 681 code for a protein of 193 amino acids.
AAACCAGAAUUUUAAAACCUACGUCUAGUUUUGAAGCAAAGGAUUAUGAAAUCACAUACAAAAAAUCAAGAUCUACCUUAAGCAGAGAGCUGUAGAGUUAUGAUGAGUUUCAGGAAUUUUAAGAUGCCUAAAUUUGAUGGCGGAUUAAGUGAAAUUUUGAGAAGUGUAGCUGGUUUGAGCUAUAUCUAUGACCAUCCACCGGAUUCGAUUCAUGUUCUGUGUUUUGCAACGCUGUUAACAUCGUCUGCAAAUUUACUGCUUUUGGCACCCCUUUCUGUGGCAGGAAUUGUAAUAUGUCUGCUAAUUUUAGCCCCUGUUUUGAUCCUGCUCGCUCCCAUAUUGAUACCCCUAGGAAUGGUGGUAUUUGUGACAGUUGGGGGUCUCAUUUUUGCUGGUGUUUUUGGACUGGUAGUAAUUUUGGGUCUUCGAUGGGUGUAUAAGUAUGUGAAUGGCGAGAGUUCUGGUUCUGUUCAGACAUAUUAUGUGGAGGACAGGUGUCCUCCUGAUUAUGAUGACAUGGCUCUACCUCGUCCUGCUCAAGCUCCUUCUCCUCCUCGGUAUGCUGUUCCUGCUGCUACUUCUCCUCCUCGGUAUGCUGUUCCUGCUCGGUAUGCUGUUCCUGCUGCUGCUCCUCCUGAUCCAGGUCUUCGUCAUUGGUAUGCCAACGCAGGCCAGCCUUAAACAGCACACACUAAGCUUUGACUGCUUAGGUGGCUGUGGGCCCAUUCUUUCCCUCUUAUCGGACUUC